Messenger RNA from Strongyloides ratti, 996 nucleotides. Its product is annotated as Double-stranded RNA-binding domain-containing protein. The transcript has a single exon. The record is from RefSeq and is a predicted model, not a curated record. Lineage: Eukaryota; Metazoa; Nematoda; Chromadorea; Rhabditida; Strongyloididae. Bases 1 to 996 code for a protein of 331 amino acids.
AUGUAUAUUGAAAAUUUCAAAACUUUUUUUGAAAUUUUUCAACUGAGUAGUACAUUUAUAUACGAAUUAAUAGAUGACAAUUUCAUAGCUUUUUAUAGUCAUCCAAAAUUUAAUGUUAUUGGAAAUGGAAGAACUAAAGAUAGUGCAAAAAUAGAAUGCUGUAAACAAAUUGUAAAAUAUUUAAUGAAAUUACCAAAUUACAAAACUGAUUUUACAAAUUUUCUUUACGAUACAAAUUUCAUGACUUCACCGUCUAGACUGAGGUUUAUUUUUUUAGAAAAAACUACAAAACUUGGCUUGAGGGUGGUAUUUAAAAAUGACAUAUCAAAUAAUGAUAAUAAAAAAUAUACUAUACAGGUAGAUGGAAUUACUUUUAAUAGUUACGAAGAUAAAACUAUUGAUGCAGAAAGUAUUGCUUUAAUUACAGCAAUUUGUGGCAUACAAACAAUAUAUGGCAAUGUUAAUACUUUCUUUGAUUUGACAAAAUAUAAAGAUCUUUUUAGCGGUCCAUUUUAUAUAAAGGCAUUAUAUUUAAUUUGCGAUAAAAUGGCAUGGAGUAUAAACUAUCAUGUAGAAAAAAAUAAUUUUGAAACUUUUUUUAAAUCACAUUGUUUAAUUGAAAAAAAAGAUCUUACUGAAUUUUCUAUAGAAGAUACCGAAAAUCCUCCAGAUGUUGAUGGUAUUUAUGGUUAUGGGCAAAAGAAAAAAGACGCUGAAGGAAAUUGUGCAAAACAAAUUUGCCUUAGAAAAUUUAAAAACGCAAAUGUCCAAUUUUUUAUUUGUCAAUUUAAAAAUGAACUUCAGCACUUUAUUAAUACUAAUUAUCCUAAAGAAGUAUUAAAUUUUUAUAAUCCAGUACAAAUUAAUACUGAACCUCCAAUAUUUGAAGCUAAAUGUGUAUUAAAAUCACUAACCACAGUUGGAAUUGGAAAGAAUGGGAAGGAAGCACUACAACUUGCAGCGUUUAAGAUGCUUGUUAUAUUAAAAACAAGUUAA